Messenger RNA from Ostreococcus tauri, 786 nucleotides. RefSeq names its product Alpha-ketoglutarate-dependent dioxygenase AlkB-like. The record is from RefSeq and is a predicted model, not a curated record. Bases 1 to 786 code for a protein of 261 amino acids. Lineage: Eukaryota; Viridiplantae; Chlorophyta; Mamiellophyceae; Mamiellales; Bathycoccaceae. The transcript has a single exon.
AUGGCGCCUUCCAUCGACGUUCGCGCGCUCGUUCGCGCGGCGAAAACGCGCGAGAGUGAGGUGACGUCGACGAGUGAACGACACGACCGCUUUUUCCCCGACGGAUUCGUCGACACGACGUUGGACGACGAUGGAUGUGGCGUCGCGUCAGAAAAAUCCAUUCCCAUCGCCACCGUCGAUGGAUUGUCGUACGAACGGGAGUGGCUGGGUGAAAGAGACGCGGACGAACUCGAGCGCGCGUUGCUCGCGUCGCCGUCGUCGUGGUGGACGUCGUGGUCGAACGCGAGACGAGUGAUGAACGCGGGAGGGAACGCGCCGUCUCAACUGUUUCGAGGCGAGGAGGAUUUGAAACAUUUUCCAGCGUAUUUGAGAGCGCUCAUGCGAGCGAUGGUGAACCGGAAAACGUCCGAUGCGGAGCCAAAUCACGUCUUGGUGAACGAGUACGAAUCACGAGGUGGGAUCACGCCGCACUCGGACGGGGCGGUGUACGCCGAGGACGUGUCGAUCCUCACGCUUCGCGGGACGGCGCUCAUCGAAUUUUGGCCUUCCGAGGGCGAGAUCACGGGACGACCGAUCGCGAGCGUCUUGCUCGAACCGAGAAGCGUGUUGACGUACAAGGGCACGGCGUACAGACUGCGUCACGGCAUUCGAGAGACGGACGCCGACGUCGUCACGGAGGAGACGGCGAACGCGCGCGCGUUGGGAUUAAAUCCGGGCGCGCGCGUCGAGCGAAAUCCCCGAGGUAGAGUCUCCGUGGUUUUCGUGCGAAAGCGUACCGUCGUGUAA